AUGAACUCGUUGUAUACCUCUGGUGUUCGCCAGACAAACUCACUUCAAAGCGACCUUGAACGCCUGCGUAAUGGAGACAAUUCCGCAGCGUUGCUAGGCCAGAUAUCCGCUUCUUUGUCCGCCAUGCAUAGGACCAUUGAGGAUUACGAUUCAAUGGCAAAGCGCGAAAUGAUAAAGGCAAAGCAGGAGAAGGCCCAGAUGCGUGUGUCCAAGUUCAGAACCGACUAUACCGAAAUGCGAAAUCAAUUUGAGAAACUAAAGGCAGAAGCAGCACAGGCAAAUGAGACUGCUCGAAGAGCCGAGCUCAUUCCAACAUCCGCCACGCCCCUCUCACCUUCGGAUACACGACAACGACGUUUCCAAACGACAAACCCACCACGAUCGACCAUACAUCCUGGGCUUCGCGCAGAACAACCCGAAGUCGUCUCAGAAUCUCCCUUCCGUGCCUCCACUCCGCAAAACGGGUUUGGCCGAGAGCACCGAGCGUUGGAUGAGCAUACCUUCAUUCAAAACACGGACACCCGGCUGGAUGAGUUCCUCGCACAGGGUAGGGAGGUGCUGGAGAACCUAAAAGACCAGCGGAACAUGUUGAAAGGGACGCAAAGAAGGCUUUUGGACGCUGCAAAUACGUUGGGUUUGAGUAGGAAUGUUAUUGGCUGGAUUGAGAAGCGAAGUACCCAGGACAUGUACAUCUUUUUGGGUGGAGCUGUUUUCACGUUCUUUUGCUUCUACUUGAUAUGGAGCUACUUUGGUUGA
Laccaria bicolor S238N-H82 is the source of this 756-nucleotide messenger RNA. RefSeq names its product golgi SNAP receptor complex member bos1. NCBI's taxonomy places the organism in Eukaryota, Fungi, Basidiomycota, Agaricomycetes, Agaricales, Hydnangiaceae. Gene Ontology annotation, biological process: vesicle fusion; endoplasmic reticulum to Golgi vesicle-mediated transport. The coding region runs from base 1 to 756 and encodes 251 amino acids. Gene Ontology annotation, molecular function: SNARE binding; SNAP receptor activity. The record is from RefSeq and is a predicted model, not a curated record. Gene Ontology annotation, cellular component: ER to Golgi transport vesicle membrane; late endosome membrane; Golgi apparatus. The transcript is spliced from 5 exons.